Molecule: messenger RNA, 4941 nt
Organism: Adineta steineri
Lineage: Eukaryota; Metazoa; Rotifera; Eurotatoria; Adinetida; Adinetidae
Source: the annotation of a GenBank genome assembly
AUGACGACAGGAUUUAUACAUUUAUGUGAUCAAAUUUUAGCAGCAUCAUCGCCAUAUUUACCAUAUGAUGCAUCAAAAAAGCCACUCAGUACUUUGCUCAAUGAGAUGACAAAUUAUGUUGCUUCUGGUUGUCGAAUAGACAGCGAAGAUGAAUUUAUUAUCUUUGGUCUUCAAAUGCUUUUAUUAAGUGAUGUAGAACGUGUUCGAGCAGCAUCACUUCGUGCUUUACGUUAUUCGAUUCAUCGUGCGACUAUAUUCGAUAAAUUUCUUGAAUGUCGUCUAGAUUAUCUCGUUUGUCGAUCUUUAACUAUUGAUCUAAGAAAUGCCCGUGAACGUUUAGAAGCAUAUAAAUUUAUACGUCGUUUAUUUUUUCUAUAUUCUCAACGUAUACCACAUUCAUUUGUUUAUGUACUUGAUGCUAUUGUUGCAUCAAGUCAUUCAGUAUCACUACCACGAACAACAAACUCAGCACCUAUUGUAAGAUCUGAUCAAAUGGUUAAAUGUUGUCUAGAAUUAUUAUGUGAAAUAGCUUUACAAAAUCCACAUGUAUUACAUACAUGUCAUGCAAUUAAUACAAUGUUAAGAUUUACUGUUGAUCUUGAACAAGAUGAACUUCGUGAGAGUAUACUUUAUGCAUUAUUACAUGCAGUUGAUCGUUUUACAAUCAAUGAUAAUAGUGAACCAACUAUUAUUGAUUCACUUGAUUCAAAUGGUCCAGCUUGGAUAUUUGUUGAUGAAGGAAUGCGUGAACGACAUGAAUUAAUUCGAAAUAUGUUUAGUCAAUUAGUAGCAAUUUUUUCCCUGUGUGAAAAAGGUACAUUGAAAACAGGUGAUCGUCGUGCUAUGACACCAGCAGCAUUUGAUAGUUUAUUAAUUAAAGAACCAGAUAAAAUAAAAAUACUUAAAUCAAGUGCAUCAGCAUUAAGUAUAAUUUUACAUAGUUGGAUUGGUUUUACGGUAUUUUGUCAAACAAGAAAUUCAUCUGUACGUUUACUUGUUAAUUGUUUACUUGUACAAUCUGAACCGAUGAAAAUAAUAAUUCUUGAUCUAUUUUAUGAUCUACUUAAUCUUGAUAUUCCAGCUGUCUGUGAUAGUUAUGAAGCAGCACUUAAAUCAAUAUAUCAAACGUGGAAUUUAACUACAUCAGAAGAAGGAUAUUCAUAUGUAGCCGGUGAAGGCGCUGCGAAAUUAUCUCGUUUAUCAGCUACAAGACCGAACUUGCUUGAUAGCCAUAUGGCAUUAAUGCUUCUUACUUUUAUUGAUGCUGGCUUUAUUGAGGCGAUUAGUGAAUUAGCGGCGAGUGAUAAUACCCUAUUAUCUAUUCGUGCAACACUCCUAUUAGCAAAUUUUAUUUGGCUGUGUAAUGAAAAUUUACCUGAAGAGCAAAGUUUUCUCUUAUUGCCUCUAUUAAUGGAUAUUGCUAUUGCAGAUGACGAUAGUGUAAAACGAAGUUUUGCAAAAGAAGCUAUGCUUAAUAUAAAUGCAUUUUUCGAAUUUAAACAACGAACACGUUAUAUACAUUCAUUUCAAUUAGCACAAUUGAUAUAUCAUGCUCAACAUUUAAAAGAUUAUAAUACACCAACACAAAUUGUUGCUCCAGAAACAAAUCGUCGAUUAUCAAUUCCAUCAACCGACGAUAUUUUAAUUGCUGAAAAAAUCGAUGGAAGUAUUCGAGAUACGAAUACAUUACAAACGGAUAAUUAUAAAAAAUGGAAUUGGGAUUUAAUAUUAGCUUUAUUAAAAGAUUUUCCAAAACAAGCAGGUCAAGUGCAAGGCGAUCUUUACGAAUUAUUUCUUGAUAAAUUAUGUGACUUUUUUAAACCAGAACAAAAUGAUGGUUUCAAUGAAAUUAAAUUAAUAGAUUCAUUAUCCGAUGUAACUUGUCGUGCUUUAUUAGCAUUUUCUGAUCUUCUAAUAUAUCCGUCUCAAGCAACAUCAAAUAAUAUUAGAUUGACAGCAAGUAAUAUUGUUCAUACACUUUUAAUUAGUGUUAGCGAUGCAUUACAACAAUCAAUUGUUGCAAUGAAAGAAGGCAAUGGACGAGCUUUUAUAACAGAACAUGAUUUAUUAUUAAAAAAUAGUGUUUAUUAUUAUUUAUUUCUUGGUCGUUUAAGUAAAUCAUCUAUUGGUACACAAGCAUUAAAUGAAAGUUAUAUAUUUCUUCGUCUUUCGGAAAUGUUAAAAAUGGAUGAUGAAUUUGCCACAUCAGCUAUUGUUGCUUUAUCUUCAUUUAAUUAUUAUUGUGAUGGCCCAUGCCGGACUUAUUUAACUCAAGCAUUAAAAUCAUCUUGCACAACACUUCGUUUGUAUAGUACAAGUCUUCUUCGUGUAAUACUUCGUUGCAAUCCGGAAAAAUUUGGUAGUUGGGGUUUACAUCUUCUUGUUUCACAAUUACAUGAUGCAAAUCAAUUAGUUUUAAUUGAAACAGCAAUUGUUCUUGAUGAAGCACUUGAAGAUAGAAGAUUAGUAGAUGUAUUUUAUAAACAAUGGUCAACAUUUUCUUCAAUAAAAAAUGGUAGUCGUUAUUUAUUAAAUGUUUAUCAUUUAGCUACAGCACGUAUAUGUUCAAUACCAUUUCAUCAAACACAAUAUGAUGAAAAAUAUAUGUCAAUGGUACGUGAAGAACUUAUAUUUUGGGAUACAGCAUAUAAUGCACACUAUGUUACUUUUAUCGAAACAAAAUUAUUUUCAGCAUAUUCUGAUGGUCCAUUAUUAACCGAUGAUUAUUUUGAAAGACGUAAAUCAUCAUCAACAAAUAAAGCACGAAAGAGAAUUAUAACUGCACAUGUUUCAUCACAUUUAUAUCGACAAUUAUGUCUUCAUUAUGAAGGUUUUCUAUUAUUACGUGCUGAAUCUCGUUUAGAACAAUAUGCAGCGGAAUUAAAACAACAUCGAACGAAUUGUAUUAAUAUAGUUGAAACAAAAGCAAUUAAAGAAGCACUUUGGGCAUUAGCACAUACAGCUAGUACUGAAUUUGGUUUUACAUGGUUUACGGAAAAAGAUUUAUUACCAGAUUUUUUAAGAUUUGCUGAAGAAUGUCAAAAUUUAUCUGUCAGAGGUACGGCAUUUUAUGCGCUUAGUUUAAUUGCUCAAACCCCAGAUGGUGCCAUGUCUUUAAAGGAUUUUGGUUGGGAAACAUAUCGUGUUCGAUCACAUUCAAUACCACCUUCGUUAGCAAUUACUGAUGCUUAUCAAGCUCCUGAAAGACGUGUUUCAAGAGCUGGGUUUUCAACAUUAUCAUCACGUAAAAGUGUUUCAUUACAAGUCACGCCACCAACAGCAUCAUCAACAACAUUAUCAUCCAUGAAUAGUCAUUUAGAACCUAUAAUAAAACAUGAUCUAAAUGAAUCAAUAUCAAGUGAUGGUGUACCAUCAGUUCGACUAAAUGUAAAUGAUGAUACUACAUCAUCUGAUGUUAAAUCUAAACGUUCAUUAACUUUACCAUCAACGAUUUCAACAAAUUCGAAUGAUAAACCUGAUGUUCGACAUGUUGUUAUAUGUGAAGAAAGUGGUCCGCCAACACCGACAAAUAAAAUAGCUACAGUAACUUUUCCAGAUUGUCUUGAACCCAGUGGUGCUCCAUUGCUUGUUAAUGUACCUAUUCGUCGUUGUUCAAGUAUUUCAAAAGAAUUAACAAAUUCAAGUGUGUAUCGUGAUUCUGGUAUAGCUAGUGGAGCAACAGGAUCAUUUUCUGAAGUUGAAUAUUCUCGUUCACCAUCUUAUGGAGCACAUACAACUCAUACACAAUCUCAAUCAGCUGCUGCACAAUCAGCAACAGAUAGUUUACCACUAGAACGUUUUCGUCCUCGAUCAAAAUCCGCUCAUCAAUCAAAUGCAUUACGGCAAUCAAAUAAAUUACAAAAAGUUCCUGAAGUUAUCCAGGCUUUACGUGCACCAACAGCUGGCCUUGGUGGUGCUUCAGAACCAUCAGCAACUGAUGAAUUAUAUCGAUCACGUUUAUUACGUUGUAAUUUUCUUUUAAAACCCGAUGCAGCUGGUUAUGAAUUUGCCCGGCGUGUACAAAAAACUAGUCAUGCAACAUAUUCACAUUUAGUUAAUAGUACUACAAAUGAGUCUCAUAUAGAUGAUAUAUCAUUAAAAGGAAAAGAUGAUGAUCAUGUACUACCAUUUAGUAGAUAUACAUCAAAAUUUUAUAAGAAAAUUUAUGAAGCACAUGAUACUCGUGAUUUGCAAAUUGAUAAAUUUUUAACGACGGAUGGUAAAUAUGCUUCGGAACAACGUGAUUUAGAUGAUGCUGCCGAAGAUGGAAAUACAGUUUAUCGUGGUUUAGCUGUACCAGUUGAUAUUCAACAAGUUGUCGAAAUAUCAGAUGGUUACAAUUUAAAUUAUGAAACAUGGUCUGAUCUUGUUCGUUCACGUUCACGUGGUAAUACAAAUGCUGAUCAAGCACGCACACGUAGUGCUACUGGCGCAUCAACAAGUUCAGGAGAAUUUACACCAUCAUCACCUGCAGUUAUAUCACAAGAUCAAACUGUAGCUACAACAAUAACUAUAUCAACAAAUCAAACUACAUCAUUGAAUAUUUGUAUGAUGUGUAUGCGUAAUCCAACAAAUUCAACAUCACAUGAAAAUCCUCAUAUAACUGUGCAAACAGAUUUUGCUGAUGUUAAAUCAUUGGCUAGUCGUCUUAUUGCUGCAAUUCAUGCGGAUGAAGUUGAAAAAAAACUUUUAAGUUGGAAAGAAAGUCGCCCACAAAUAUUUGAUAAUAUUUGUUUAUAUUCAGAAAUAUGUUAUAUACUAACAAUGAGUAGUGUACGUGUUCCUGCUCAACGUUUUCUACAUGACUUAUUUUCUGAUUGUCAAUUUCAAAAACUUCGUAAACGUCGUCAUCAUGCUGAUGUUUUAGUUGAACACGAUGCUGAAGAAGAAGAAGAAGAAGAUGAUGAUGAAGAAGAAUUAGAUACUAGUACGAGUUCAUAA